This is a messenger RNA of Haliotis rubra (blacklip abalone), 759 nucleotides long. RefSeq lists its product as uncharacterized. The coding region runs from base 1 to 759 and encodes 252 amino acids. The record is from RefSeq and is a predicted model, not a curated record. The transcript has 5 exons. NCBI's taxonomy places the organism in Eukaryota, Metazoa, Mollusca, Gastropoda, Lepetellida, Haliotidae.
AUGGUAAGGCUGUCUGAUUCAUUAGUGCAGGCUCUCAAGAGGGGGCGUUUGGGGGACAGUGAUAGGAAGCUACAGCUGUCCCGCCAAGAGGUGGCAGAUCGUGAUAAGACUAUUUCCAAGUUGGAGCUUCACAGCAAACAGCUUGCGAGGGAGAAUGAGAACUUGAAACACAAGGCAGCAAUUGCACUAAGUAUGGCUUCAGCAAAGACCAGUUAUGAAGACUCAUAUGGAUAUAGCGAAAGCCAUCGCUCAGCGGAACCAAAUCAAGGGGAGAUAAUCAAUGGGAGGACUUCAGCUCCGUAUAUGUCCAUGGAAAGAUUAUAUGUGAGCGAACCGGGGGGUCACCGAAGAGUCGAAUCAUCUCCAGAGUCAGAUGUUGACAGUGACAGCGGCCCCUCACCGCUACUGAAGGCUGAGAGGGAACUACGCAGACUUCAGACAGACUCCACCAGCAGUUUCAGGGAAGGCUUUCAGCCUAAACUCCAGAAGAAAUUUUACGGCAGUGAAGUGGCCUAUCCAGGUCGGUACAGAGAGGCUGCCUCCAGCUCAAAGCUUGAUUCGUCACGAUCUAAACCAAAAAAUACCUCGCCAGGAAAGUCAUCAAACUCACCCAAACCCAAAAAUCAGAGUCGGAACAUGUCUCGGUCAGAUACUCAAAUCAAUUCGGUAGGAACUCACAAUGGCAUCCUGUUCCCAAGCCGAACCAAACUGAAACUGCAGCCGAAGGAACAGUCCACUCCAACGAGUUUGACGCGUUAG